Trichophyton rubrum CBS 118892 is the source of this 4963-nucleotide messenger RNA. RefSeq lists its product as uncharacterized. The transcript has 3 exons. Gene Ontology annotation, molecular function: ubiquitin protein ligase activity. Gene Ontology annotation, biological process: protein polyubiquitination; proteasome-mediated ubiquitin-dependent protein catabolic process. The coding region runs from base 328 to 4452 and encodes 1374 amino acids. Lineage: Eukaryota; Fungi; Ascomycota; Eurotiomycetes; Onygenales; Arthrodermataceae. The record is from RefSeq and is a predicted model, not a curated record. Gene Ontology annotation, cellular component: nuclear speck.
GGGGGGCGCCGUGCCCAUUCUCUGUCAAAAGCUGCUGGAUAUACAAUUCAUUGACCUGGCUGAGCAAGCUCUAAGCGUAUGUCCAAUUUCAAAACUUCCCAGCUAUUUAUACAUACAGACAUCAGGUACUGACGCAUUUUGGCAUACUAGACUCUGGCAAAGAUAUCUGUGGACUUCCCUGCUUCAAUUGUGCGGGAAGGAGGUCUCACAGCCUGUCUCACAUAUCUUGAUUUUUUCCCCACCAGCACACAACGUACCGCCGUCACAACGGCUGCGAAUUGCUGCCGUAACGUACCGCAGGACUCGUUUCCUGUUGUCAAAGAUGUCAUGCCCAUACUACUAAAUGUGCUCUCAAGUAGCGACCAAAAGGUUGUUGAGCAGGGCUGCCUGUGCGUUUGCCGCGUGGUAGAAAGCUUCCGAUACAAGCCAGAGCAGCUAGAAGAAUUAAUUGAGCCGGACCUUCUAAGAGCUGUCCUUCGGUUACUCCUACCAGGCACCACAAACUUGAUCGGUCCACACAUUCAUACAUAUUUCCUCCGCAUCCUAGGAAUAAUAUGCAAAUCAAGCCCACGCCUGUCUGUCGAGCUCCUGAAAAUGAAUAUAGUAGAUACUUUGUAUCAAAUCCUCACAGGAGUUUCACCGCCUUCUGACGAAGGUAUUGGGCCGGCCAAGUCUGAUACCGUGCAUAUUAUGCAGGCUUUGAUCCAUCGGCCCCGCGAGCAAGUCUACGAAACCCUCAAUAUUGUUUAUGAGCUCCUCCCUGCUGCAUCAAAAGGAUCAGUUGUUCUUUUAGAUGACCAGCUGCGUUUCACGCUUGGUGGUGGACCCCUACCACUCUCGGUCACUCCCAAAAUCAAAGCCAUGGGUGAGAAGCGAUUGGAGCUGUUGAAACAAUGCCAGCCGGAAAUCAAACGGUUUGCCACAAUUCUCUUGCCGACCCUUACGGAUGUCUACUCUAGUACUGUGAACCUGAGGGUAAGGCAAAAGGUACUGUUGGCACAACUAAAGAUGGUCCAAGCCCUUGAUGUCAAUAUCAUAGAAGAAGCAUUGCGAUCUGUACCGUAUGCAUCUUUCUUGGCCGGUAUAUUAUCCCAAAAGGAUCACAUAUCUCUCGUCGCACUUGCUUUGCAAUGUGCGGAACUGUUAUAUGAACGACUGAGAGAUAUUUACCAAUAUCAAUUCCAUCGAGAAGGGGUCAUAAACGAAAUCAAAGCAUUAGCUACCGCAUCAGUACUGGGUAAAGAUGAUAAACCGGCAGAGGAGAAGUCCGGUUUGGUUCUCGGAUCAAAAAAUCAUCUUUCCCACGAUGAUGGUGUGAACCACGGACACGAUAACGACAGUGGGAAUGAACAUGAUAUUCAAGAUGACAUCCACGAUCAUGAGGAUGAGAGUAAUGAUGAGGAUGAGUUUAAUGGGGACUAUCCUGACGAUCCAGAGCACCAUGAUGAACAUGAACAUGAACAUGAUGACGCUUCAGACAGCGAAGCAUCCUCGAUUGUUCAUCCUCCUGCUCAAUCUCUUGACCACACUCUCCAAGACCUUAUAACAAACGGUGCCAAACAUUUCCUUGAACUCUACGAAGAGAGCAAGACAGCUGGCAUGCAUGAAAAGGCGGAAGUCGUACUAGCUACCCUCCGUGGCCUCACUGAGAAAAUCGAGGAUUGCUACAAAGCUCCUGUUGUGGGGAACAGGGGCUUCAAGCUCUUUUCUAAGCUUGCAGCCUAUUUUGAUCAAAAUGCCCUUGACAGCAUCACAAGUUAUGAACUAUUGAAUUCUGGUAUCAUUCGUGUGCUUGUUGACGUCAUUGAGAACUCAAAAGGUCAAGCUGGUGCAGACUUCCUGAAGGCAUUCAAGUGCUCACAGUCGCCUCUAAAGCACAGCUCCGAGCGCAAAUCUGCAUUCGGUGCCUUUAUCCACCAACUUCAAGACCUCCUUAGUCGUACCGAGAAUUUUGAGGUUGUUACUGUCCACCAUAAUGCAUUUGAUAGCAGAAGUACCCUAUCCAUGCUGUCAAAGCAAAUCCGGCUCCGAUUGGUAGCUGAGGAGGGUUCAAAUAUACCCAAGCCGUAUAAGAAUAUGAUGGUUUCUAUCCAUGCCAUUGCCAAUUUCAAGACCUUGGAUGACUACCUUCGCCCAAGAAUAAGUCUCUCUGAGCGUCCGCGACAUUCUCGACAUCGCGACCCAACCUUCCCACAUCUCUCUGGCGGUACAAACCCGCAGGACCCGGAAUCAGCUAGCCGGGGAAGUGAUACUGGAUCCCCCCACUUGUCCGACUUCCCAUCAUAUCGAUUGCCAACUGGGCGAGAUAGCUCCAAUGGAACCAGUUCCAGAGGAACAAAUAAAGGAAGAUCAGCUCGCCCCUCAACACUCCAGGGUUCAGGUAAUGGAGAACGUGAAGGUGUGGGACGUAGGCGCUCAGCUCGGCAUCAGCCUCCACCGCCGCCCAUGGAAAGUGAUGACACUGAUGGGCCGUUAGAGUGCGCUGAUGAACCAAACGGUAGUGACGAUGAAGAAGAUGAUGAAGAAGGUGAUACCCUCGACACCAUUGUGGAUGACAUUGAUAACGAUCUAUCGGAAGAUGAUGUUCCUGACCCGUCAGCCGUCAAUAUGGAGGUUGCGUCUACUGGCAAGGUGACUGCGAGAAAGGAGGAUGGCACAAGAGUCUCUACUCCUUCCCAGUCCACCCCCGUAGCCAAGUCAUCGACAGCAUCCCUCGCAAGGUCGAGCCCCCCAUCAUUUAGCCGGUCUCUUUCCAUGGCUGGCAGGUCCUUCACAUCAUAUGCCGCUGCAAUGCUAGCCAUGCCUCAAGACUGGCAUAUCGAAUUCGUUGUGAAUGGGAAACCCAUAACAAAUGACACUACCAUCUACCGUGCCGUCCAGUGCAAUCAAGCCAAUGAUAACAGCUCGCCUGCUAGAAAUGUUUGGUCGACUGUCCACACUAUCUAUUUCAGGCGAGCUCAGGGGCCACCGCCGCCCGAGCCAACAACACUUACUCCUGCCUCUAAUGUGUCUGCCAUGGUUGACGACGUUGACAUGCCAGAAUCCCUCAAUAACGUUCCAACAACAGCAUCAAUUCUUCGACUCCUUCGAGCUUUGCACAAUCUAAAUUCUCAGUCAGAUGACGAGUUGGCAAACGACAGCGGAGUGAUUGGAAUUGCACCAGAACCCCCGUCGCAAUUUAUCAACACAAAACUGACCGCAAAACUUAAUCGGCAGCUUGAAGAACCUCUGAUAGUGGCAAGCAGCUGUUUGCCUAGCUGGAGUGAAGACCUCGGCCGUCAUUUUGCCUUCCUUUUCCCAUUCGAAACGCGACAUCUCUUUUUACAGUCUACGUCUUUUGGCUACGCUAGGUCCAUGGUUCGCUGGCAAGGCGCUCAGUCAAAUGACGAUGGCCAGCGAGAGCGCCGAAGAGAUGACCGUGCCUACAGCGGCCGCCUUCAGAGACAAAAGGUACGAAUCUCACGGACACGCAUUCUUGAGUCAGCUAUGAAGGUCCUCGAGCUGUACGGUUCAUCGCCAAGUGUUCUGGAAAUCGAAUACUUUGAGGAAGUCGGAACCGGGUUGGGGCCUACACUUGAGUUCUAUUCCACGGUCUCCAAAGAGUUCGCUAAGCGCAAGCUGAAGCUAUGGAGAGAUUCGGAUGCCAGUGGUGACGGAGAAUACGUUGACAAUAAAUUAGGACUUUUCCCAGCACCGAUGAGUCAAGAGCAGGUUACACAGGAAGCAGGAAAGAAGCAGCUACAGUACUUCAAAGCGCUAGGCAAAUUUGUCGCCCGCUCCAUGCUCGACUCGCGUAUUAUUGACAUUGGAUUCAACCCAUUAUUCUUCAGUGUUGGCCGAGGCGCAUACACCAAGAAGCCCCCAUCCAUUGGCUCCGUGAAGCGAGUAGAUGCAGAGCUUGCGAAUUCUUUGAGGUUUCUGAAGAAAUUUGCCGACCAGGCAGUUGCUAUUAAAGCAGAUGCUUCUCUAUCGGCAGCGGAAGCGGCUUGUGCAAUGGAGCAAUGUGAAAUCGACGACACCAAACUCGCAGACCUCGGCCUUGAUUUCACAUUGCCUGGAUACCCACACAUUAAACUGAUACCUAAUGGCCAGGACACGCCUAUUACUAUGUCAAAUGUCGGGCUAUACAUUGACAGGGUCAUCGAUAUGACGCUUGGAACUGGGAUAAAGGCACAGCUUGAUGCAUUUGCCGCUGGAUUUUCUCAAGUAUUCUUAUAUUCAUCAUUAAAGACCUUUACACCCGAUGAACUGGUGAUGCUUUUUGGCCAGGUUGAUGAAGAUUGGUCUAUCGAAACCCUCAUGGAUUCUAUCAAGGCCGACCAUGGAUUUAACAUGGAUAGCAGAAGUGUUCGAAACUUGCUCGCAACCUUGAGCGAGUUCAACCUCCAACAACGCCGCGACUUUUUGCAGUUCGUCACUGGAAGUCCCAAGCUCCCUAUCGGUGGUAAGUAAACAGUUCUCUCAUUACAUCCCCCACCUCAAUCUCCCCGUUGCUUCUUUCUCUUCAAGUGUGACUGACCAUGACAUCUACAAUAUAGGCUUCAAAGGUCUCACGCCAAUGUUUACUGUGGUCUGCCGGCCAAGUGAACCACCCUACACCCCGGAUGACUAUCUCCCCAGUGUCAUGACCUGCGUGAACUACUUGAAGUUGCCAGACUACUCCUCUGCCGAGGUUCUCCUCAACAAACUCAGCAUCGCAAUGCGCGAAGGACAAGGCGCAUUCCACCUUUCUUAAAAAGAGACCCUUAACAUAACCUUUAUUACAUUGCCUGAUUUUACAUUACUUGUCCCUGGAAACAACAGCAUAGUAAAUAAUUCUCUAUCAUCAUCCCUGCCGAACUACAACUCUUUUCACGAAAUUCUUUUCUCUUUUGAUUAGAAUCUUACACCACCACUUGCAAGAAAAUGACUUUUCCAGCACAAAAUGGAUUGAACGGGAUUGGCCGAACGCGUAAUGUUAUGC